Peniophora sp. CBMAI 1063 is the source of this 1215-nucleotide messenger RNA. The record is from the annotation of a GenBank genome assembly. Lineage: Eukaryota; Fungi; Basidiomycota; Agaricomycetes; Russulales; Peniophoraceae.
AUGGGUUCUGUUGUUCCCGCGGAUGUAUUCCACCGAGAGUGCCGCAGACCAGAUGGGCCUUACAACAGGCUCAACUUUGCUCUCAUGAAUAACUUCAACCUAGCGCCUAUCAGCCAAUGCGCAUUCCUGUAUGUUGGCGGGGACAUGUGGCCGAGAGCGAUGCCGAACGACCCUAUGCCGUUCAUCUUCACUGGCAUUCUCCCCGAACCCUUCGAGCAGGAGUUCGAGCGGAAAGAGCGCGAGGCUCGCGAACCUGCGGUGGCUCCUGCUGUCACCCCCAGCCUUCCGGACAGCGAACAGGAGCCUCAGCAGACGGAUGCGGGAUUUCUUUUCCCCAUCCACAAACCGGCGUCUCCUGACGCCUCGCCGUUGAGCAUCGAUUCAGCGUUGCCGCCGCUCACAACUGAUGUGACCUCCUCGAGCGAGGACGAAAGGCUCUCUCCGCGUGAUGCUACCAAGUCCUCCGCCCUCCUUGCUACCAUGCUUUACUCCAAGGACCUCAAGCGUCACCACGAGCUAGAAGACCAGGACUCCGAGAGCUCGUCGGCGGCGUCGAGCACCUCCAAGCGUCCGCGUCUCUCGACUUACAUAUCUCUAGUCCGGGCUGCAGAGAAGAAGACCUUACCGUCUUCCGCGCAUCACGUCCGCUACCGCUCGCCCAAGGCCCGCUAUGGGUUCCUCACGGAUUCGUCGAGCAGCAAGUCUCGCUCAACGAGCUACCGAAGCAACUCGAGCGCCACCAAGCCGACCUCAUUCGCCGCAUCGCUCAAGCGUUCCCGCGAUGACUCUUCCGACGCCGAAACCAGCACAUCGACUGCAAGCGUCUCAGCUCCUGCGAAGCGUCGCCGAGUUGAGAUGGACGCGCGUGUGAUCCUGCCGAUGCCUACGCACGCCGUCACUCGCCACGACAAAGUCACCAAUUGGUUGACCCAUGGCACUCUGGCCGCACCCGCACCCGAAGAGACCGCUCCCAACCUCACAUCUGAUGUGACAGAGUCAGGCUACGACGUCGACGCCGAGUCCGACGACGAGUUGCACAUCGAGGCCCCGCGCUUUGUGUCAAUGAAGGGCCGCACUGUGGCUGAGCGUUUCCAGGCGCCCCGCAAGGUCCACUACGCUGGAUCAGAUGCCGCCGAGGAUGAUGAGCCAGUCCCGAUGUGGAAGGUGGCCGAGGUCCUCCGCUACGCCGUUCCUAAUCCUGGCAACUGGGCGUGA